Messenger RNA from Beauveria bassiana ARSEF 2860, 2229 nucleotides. RefSeq names its product glucan 1, 4-alpha-glucosidase. Bases 1 to 2229 code for a protein of 742 amino acids. Lineage: Eukaryota; Fungi; Ascomycota; Sordariomycetes; Hypocreales; Cordycipitaceae. The transcript has a single exon. The record is from RefSeq and is a predicted model, not a curated record.
AUGGACAACUCCCGCCGUGCCUCUGGCGGCAGCCGGCAACGCUCCUCGUCGACAUCAAGUAGCGCCUCGACGGCCUCGACCGUAUCUUCCAUCACCCAGGAGGACUAUGACCUAAUUGCCAGUGCUGCUAUCCCCGAUGGCUUUCGACCAUCUGGUCCCGUUCCGCCAUCUCUACGACGCCCGGCGCCUCUUCCCUCGGGCCCGUUGCUGCCGCCUCCCCAAGCCGUCAAUCCGUCAUUUUCCAAAUGGAAUCAUCGACCUUCCAGCGUUGUCAAGGCCCCUAGGCCUCACGAUUCACUCACUAUCCGUGCGGACGGCUCCAAUGCCACCAACGCGAACCAAACGGGCGGGAAUGGUGUCCCGCCGCUGCGAGUGGAGGCUCCAUACCGUGGCCCCUCGAAUCCUGUGCAUCCAUACGGCAUGUAUCCCCAACGAACCGCAAGUAACGCUACCGACCGAAGCGUCCGUGGCAACCGCCCAUCCUCAUACACUGGCCCCCGUGGCCCUACUCACCCAUAUACGCUAUAUACACAGGGCACCGCAGCCGCACCUGUUGAAGCCAAUCAACAAGCCAUUCCUGUCGGCUUCACCGGACUAGCGGCACCAUAUGAACGCCAGAUAGGGCCCGACGGUGAGGACAUCGGCGACCUAUUAGGGCCGCUUGGUCACACGGAAGAACUUCCUCCCUACUCUCGAUACCCCGAAGUGGCCUUUUCUACUAAGCCUGCACCCGGUAUUGCUACCGCUGUUGGUUCUGCACAAACUCCGGUGCAGCAUGCACACAAUGAAGAGGCUUCGGGUAGUGGAUCAGCUGCUACUACAAUUGUUACCCCGGAGGUACAGAACACUGGCGAAGUUCCCCAAGAAAAUCCGUUUGCCUCUGCCGAUGACGACCUGAUGCCGACAAUCUCGAGGCAUUCAAGACAUUCAAGACAUUCAAUCAGAACAAUUUCCACAUAUCGCGACAACCCGUCAUCUGACGAGACUUACUCUGAAAAAGAACCUGAAAUCCAGACCAAAUGGCAACGCAGGGCGAGGAGAAAACUCUGGGGCGUCAUUCCAUACUGGUCUAUUUGCCUGGUUCUUGUUGGGCUCAUCCUGGGCAGUGUCAUGGGUGCAGUUGUCGGAACUGUUUUGACAAAGAGCUCGUCGGGCAAGGAGAAGCGGCCGCGGCCGCGGCCUACAUCAGAUCCCGACCAUAACCCGAGCCCCACGGCUGUUGAUAUCCAACCACUGCCAACCGUUCCUACCGCGCUUUUGCCAUUGCCUGUUGGCGCAUUCUCGCUCCCACAAUUAGACGGCGGCAGUACUAGGCGAUUGUGUGUCGGUGACCCUAGUCAGCUCGCAGCCUGGAGUUGUAAUAUGGCUUUCCGAUUUUACUCGAUCAACAUCGUUCCCGACGCCACUCGGCCUUCUACUGAGCGAUACAACUUCACGCUCAAGCCCAUCAACAACACCCAAUCUCAACUGCUAUGGGGCACCCAGCCGCCUUUCAUUAAGGAUCCAGUGAAGCUGACGCUUGUCAACGAUAGCAUAGACGGAGACACGCGCGGCCCUGCGUGGUGGUCAUCUGUUUCCUAUGACAAGACUGUCAUUGUACGGGAGAACGACCUGACUCCCAAGCGCAAACGAGACUGGAUUUCACCGGGACUGCCUGCGGUAUUGGGCAAUGUCAACUCGCAGAGGUCGAGGUUCAUGAGAUCAAGGUACCAGCCGCAACCUGGUGACUGCAUGUGGGUCUGCACCUGGCCGAAGACGGUACUGGAAAUUCUCAUCUAUCCCGGUCAAAACGUAACGGCAUCUCCAAGCGCCUCAUUUGCCUCCGCGACGGCCACAACGUCGCAGUGGCCAGGCCGCACACCAUCUCCAAACAGCGACUCGAACUUCGGCAACUUUGAUUUGGACGAGAUGCCUUUUGACCCACUGUCGCCCUAUCCCAGACUUUUACGAAUGUUGGAGCGCCGCGUGCCAACCAAUGAGCCUGUCAAGUGCUUCAAGUACGCGAUGAACAGUCAUGGCAAUAUUGCACCCCUGUUCCACCCCAACGGUGAUCUCAUGUCGAUGGACAUUAACGAGACUUCCAACACUAUGCACCGGGCCGACCUCACUCCUGACGCCUACAACAGCGAGAAUCCAAACAAUAAUAGGGAUGGCGACCCGGAAAUGUCCAGCAUUGCCCCUCGCAAUGCCAUAGAAUUCACACCUUGCGGCUGUCUUUGGUCACAGUAA